Molecule: messenger RNA, 1749 nt
Organism: Phytophthora nicotianae INRA-310
Lineage: Eukaryota; Oomycota; Peronosporomycetes; Peronosporales; Peronosporaceae
Exons: 1
Coding region: 1-1749 (582 amino acids)
Biological process (GO): carbohydrate metabolic process
Molecular function (GO): hydrolase activity, hydrolyzing O-glycosyl compounds
Source: RefSeq, a predicted model, not a curated record
AUGGCGGAGGCUGCCGAGAUCUCCCGCCCCAUGGUGGGCUCCAUGAGCGGCGCGCCCGUGUCCGGCUCCACCUUCCGCAACAGCGAGUACACGCGCGAAGCCAUGGAAUCCUCUCGUCUCACCGAGUCUGGAGGCCGCGAGAGCGCCAUGUACGGCCCUGGCGGCCAGCGACAGACCGAGAUGAAGCUCAUGGCCGUCGAGCCGGACCUCGGCGCGGCCCCAGAGCGUACCAAGGACUACAAAGGCCGCAUCCGCACGUGGCCCGGUCUCCUCUUGCUGCUGGCCAUCGUGGCCGCCGCUGUGGCCCUCAUCACCAUCAACGCCAUCGACGUGCAGGACCAGGCGAACAUCAACGCCCAGCGGUACGAGAACGCAGCGCAGAACCGUCGGAAGAUCAAAGACGGACUUGACGACGACAACGUGAUCGUCUCGGACGACGGACAAGUGGGCAACCCCAAGAAAUAUCCCGAUAUGGGCUGUGAACUGCCCGAUUACCAGAGUAAAAACGGCCAGAUCUUUGCCGUCGCUAAGAACGGCACGGAGGUUCCUGUGGGUAUCAAGGGCCUCAACUGGUUCGGUAUGGAGACAGGUCUUGCCAUCCCCUUCGGUCUCUGGGAGAACAUGGACAACGGCACUUCAGUGUACGAAGUGGCGGCCUUCCUGGCUCGCAACAAGUUCAACAGUGUACGUCUGCCCGUGUGCAUUAAGAACAUCCUAAAAGACGUGGCGCCGGACAAAUCUUUGAUCAAUUUGAACACCAACCGCGCCAUCAACAUCACGUCGUACAUUACGACCAUCCAGACGAUCGUCGAAGCGCUGGGCUACCGUCACAUCACAGUCAUGAUCAGUCUCCACACUUUGGACCCGAAGAAAUCCGGCGGUGCCUGGUUCAGUGAAGAUCUGGGCGUAUCAGAGGACGAUUUCCUGGACGCUGUGGACAUUUUGACCAAGAAUCUGUGCAAGUCCAGAUACUGGAACAUUCUGGGUCUAGAUCUUAAGAACGAGCCCCACGAGUGUUCAUGGGGUGGCGAGGAUCCAGACUGGCAGAAGGGAGCCACUCUGAUCGGUAACAGGAUGCUGGAAGGAUGUCCCAACUGGCUGGCAUUCGUUGAAGGUAUCGCUUCUAAGGGCACGAUCACACUCAAUGGCGAAGAGAACACCUACUUCGAUUGGUGGGGCGGAGGUCUCGCUGAUGCUGGCGGCGAUCCGAUCACGUUUGACGUCGAGAACAAGCUCGUGUGGGCUCCUCACUACUACAAUACCGGCGUGAGUCCUGCCUGGUAUCUCUAUGCUUCUGGCACCCAGAACGCCGAAGGAGCCCGUGAAGAUUACGUUGAACUGGACGACGAUACGCUGCGCAACAAUGUCGAAAAAACCAUGGACAAAAUGUUUGGAUACCUGGUCACUUCGGACCCUAAUACUGCCAUGGUUAUGGGGGAAUUCGCUGGUCUGUACGGCAAAGACGCCCACCCGAUGAAGACUACGAAGCGCACAACCGAUUUCACCAUCGAGGUUAUGGUCAAGGCAGGGUACGCUGGUGGGUACAUGUGGUCGCUCAACCCGGAGAGUGCGUACCAGUACAACCCAGCUGAUACGUACGGCACGUUCACCGAAGGUCUGCUGGAAGAUGACUGGCUCACACCCAACAAGGCUUUCGUGGAAGGCAUGGCUGCUCUUGACGACAUUAAGGACCUCAAGAUGUUCCCGUGCUUUGAAGUGGAGGUGGAGAGCGACGCCGGGUCUGAGUAA